Messenger RNA from Xylaria bambusicola, 498 nucleotides. RefSeq lists its product as uncharacterized. The transcript is spliced from 3 exons. The coding region runs from base 1 to 498 and encodes 165 amino acids. NCBI's taxonomy places the organism in Eukaryota, Fungi, Ascomycota, Sordariomycetes, Xylariales, Xylariaceae. The record is from RefSeq and is a predicted model, not a curated record.
AUGGCUACCCACGAGGCUCACAACCUCAUCCUAAGCUUCCCCGGCGAGAUUCGGAACAUGAUAUACAGAUUCGCCGUGCUUGACGCCACCCACGGCGACAGCUACGGAUCAACCCUGGUUCCACCAGCCCUCGCCCGCGUCAACAGACAGCUGCGAGACGAGGUCAUCCCCAUCUACUACGGGGAGACCAAGUUCGUGAUCACCGUCCAAACUACCGUGGGCCUAGACUGGGACGUCUUCCGUCACCGCUGCACGGUUGCCACGCGCUUCUUCCCGUUGAUCCGGAGCCUGCAUUCCAAGUUCGAAUUCCUCGGCGUCCGACGAGACUACGAUUUGAUGGACUGGAUUAUGAAGAUUGGGGAGAGACCAGACCUCCUGUCCUGGCAAGGGCUCCACGGCUAUUUGAUGAUGACUACAUGGGCGCUCUACCUUCGUCCGUCUGCACGUGAUUGGAACUUUCUAGAGGACGGAGUUGCCAAAGCCUGGUAUAGCCAUUAA